AUUUACGUACGUUUCUGGAUGUGCAUGCGUUGUUUGAAGGACCAACUACGUCCAUAAUUUCGAACGAUUACUCCGACAAAUUACGAAACGCCUUUUUCGUUUGCGGAAAACAAACAGGAAUAAUUGAUUCAUUUACCUGUGGUUGUGCUGCCAAAUUGUAAUGGUACCUAUGAUCUUAAAUUAAACUAGUUCGAAAUGGAAGACGACGCACCUGUUAUUUAUGGUCUUGAGUUUCAGGCCCGGGCGCUGACAGCACAGACAGCUGAGACAGAUGCCAUAAGAUUCCUCGUGGGCACACAGUCACUCAAAUUUGACAAUCAGAUCCACAUCAUUGACUUUGAUGAUGAGAAUAACAUCAUUAAUAAGAGCGUCCUCGUGCACCCUGCCGGGGAGAUAUGGCACAUCAGCGCCAGUCCUGCCGACAAAAGUGUGCUGACGACGUGCUACAACAAGACCAGCGAGAGCCGGGUGGUAACGUGUGCAGCCGUGUGGAGGAUGCCCCCGGAAUGGGAAUCAGGCAGCCAUGAGUCCCCCGACGAUUCAUCAAACAACCCACAGACCCUGGAGCUCCUCUGUCACCUUGACAACACAGCCCACGGCAACAUGGCCUGUGUGUUAUGGGAGCCCAUGGGCGACGGCAGUCGUGUGAUCUCUCUGGCCGAUAACCACGCGGUGCUGUGGGACCUUCAGGAGAGCUCCACCAAAGCCGCGGUUUCCAGCAGUGCCACCCUGGAGGGGAAAGGGCAGCUGAAGUUCACUUCGGGCAAGUGGAGCCCGCACCACAACUGCACCCAGCUGGCCACGGCCAACGACACGGCCAUCCGCGGCUGGGAUCUGCGGAGCAUGAGUCAGAUCUACUGUAUUGAGAAUGCCCACGGGCAGCUGGUGCGAGACCUGGACUUCAAUCCCAACAAGCAGUACUAUCUAGCCAGCUGUGGGGACGACUGUAAGGUCAAGUUCUGGGACGUGAGGAAUGUCAACGAACCAGUGAAGAGCCUGGAAGAGCACUCACACUGGGUGUGGAGCGUCAGGUACAACCACUCCCACGACCAGCUGCUACUGACGGGCAGCAGCGACAGCCGGGUCAUCCUGUCCAACAUGGUGUCCAUCUCCUCCGAGCCCUUCGGCCACCUGGUGGACGACGAUGACCUCAGCGACGGCGAGGACGGCCACCAGGAGGAAAAGAGCAGGGAGCCGCUACAGGACAGCAUCAUCGCCACAUAUGAGGAGCAUGAGGACAGCGUGUACGCGCUGGAGUGGUCGUCUGCCGACCCCUGGCUCUUCGCCUCGCUCAGCUACGACGGACGCCUGGUCAUCAACAGGGUCCCCCGGGCCCUCAAGUACCGCAUCCUGCUGUAAUGGGAGAGAGGGAGAGGGGGAGAGAGAAAGAGAGAGGGGGGAGAGAGAGAGAGAGAGAAGGAGAUGGGGGGGGGAGAAAGAGGGAGGGAGAGAGAGAGAGAGGGAGAUGGGAGUAAGAGUAAAAGAUGAAGAGCAAAUGAGUUUGUUUAAGUGGGAGGGAGGGAUGGAGGGUAUGUCUCUGCGACAGAAAAACACUGCAGACUAGAAAGACAACCGAGACAAAGAAGAUGGAAGAGUGUUGUAGUGAGGGAGAGGGAAAGGAGGAGAACAGAGGGAGAGACACACACACACACACACACACACACACACAAAGACAUUAUUAACAGCACCAAUUAAAGCAGCUUUGGCGCAGCCGCCUGUGUUGCCCGGGAGGCUGUUUGAAGAGCAGUACAGAGAGGGUGUGAGACUGGGGGGGGGGGGGUGCAGGGCUGGACAGGCUGGGUGGACCGUGUCUGUCUUUGAAAGUCCCUAUAUAUGCUCUGAACCUGAACGCACCCUAAUGCCUUUUACACACAUAUACACACACACACACACACACACACACACACACACACACACACACACACACACACACACACACACACAUCAUCCCGAGGCCCCUGCAACGCACCACCAGAGCCCCACUGCUGAGAACAAAACCCAACCAUGGAGAAAGCACUACCAGCCCGCCAGGGGCCUCCAUCAUACCUCCCACCCCCCACACACACACACACACACACACACACACACCUACCCUUUUUCUGACAUCAAGCUAGCGUUAGCCUCACUGGCCUCCCUGUUUCUCUCUAUUAACUCUCCUCACAAGGGCUGCGUGUGCUGGUGGGGCUGACUUCAAAAGCCCAACAGAAAAAAGCACCUGAAAGCCUAUAAUGUGUACACAUAAGCCCAUACCCAGCCCCACAUAAAUUAUACAUGUUCAGUGUAGAGCCUCUGAGCCCCCGAAACAUACUGUAAACACACCGAGCUCAUGAAUAGGGAUAUCAAAAGUACACCGUCUUACCUCAAGUCAUGGGUCAGGUAUCACUCAGAAAGCGGUGAGAAGCACAUUCUCUCUAUGUGUCAGGCAGAGAUGGCUCUAUUAUUUUAUUCAGAACUGAAUGUAUGUAUGGCAUACCAACAACAUGCGCAGUCAGAUAUAUGAUUGGAGCCCCAUAAUGCUGUAUAUUUCUAUAUGGACAUGCAAUGUUACCAAUGAAGCCCAAAAUGGCAACUAAUUAUGUGUACAUUCCAAAUAAAAUUAUAAAUUAAUAUGAAGCUAUUAAGUCUGAAAAUAAAUGCUUUGUCUUUUUAA
This is a messenger RNA of Alosa sapidissima (American shad), 2650 nucleotides long. RefSeq names its product EARP complex and GARP complex interacting protein 1 (gene eipr1). Gene Ontology annotation, molecular function: protein binding. Bases 196 to 1359 code for a protein of 387 amino acids. Gene Ontology annotation, biological process: protein ubiquitination. The record is from RefSeq and is a predicted model, not a curated record. NCBI's taxonomy places the organism in Eukaryota, Metazoa, Chordata, Actinopteri, Clupeiformes, Clupeidae. The transcript has 9 exons.